AACCAACAACGACGAAUACUUUCAUGCCGGUUAUUUAGAUAUACGCAUAAUGUGGACCAGUUGACAUUGAACGUCAUCUGGAGCGCUCGUUGUUUUUUUUUUCAUUCGUACUUCUAUAAAAGCCCGGAGGCAACUGAAUUCAAGCUCAAACUAUUAUAUUUCUCGCAAUUAAUAUUACCAUGAAAUAUUUGUUCGGGAAAACCGUUGUGUUCUUCUUAGUAUUUGCGAGAUCGAGAUGUACCCCGGGAAGAUUAGGCACCAUCGACCGAUUUAUUCCCGACUUUUCCGUGACCGAUGAUGACGAUAAAUUGUACAAGGUUACUUCCGAUGAAACGGAAGAUCAUACUUUGAGCUACUAUGAAGAUGACGACGUUACUGACACGACCACGAACAAAAUACCUUUGGAAAGUCUAGCGGCUCAUAUCGACCAGCUCGCUGGACAGGGUAAUACCAAAGGACAGUUCGUGUACACGGACAAGACAGGCAAUUCCAUCACCGUCGUGUACGUUGCGGGUCCGUCGUCAUCGUUCGCGGCGGCGCACACUGCAGUUUAAAAGAAUUUAAAACUGGAUGAAUUGUUUUUGUAGUCGUAUUUUUCUUUGUUUUCAUUGUUUGAAUAAGAAUAUACUACAACCAUAGAAUAACCAUAAAAACGUGUUUUAUAUUUUGGAGCAUUGCCUGUCAAAAUCGAUGUCAAAAACCGUUUCAAAAAUAGUACAAUGGGAAAUCGUUUGUAGUUUGUUUGUAUGCAGGUAAUUUAUUUAUUUUUUAU
This is a messenger RNA of Diuraphis noxia (Russian wheat aphid), 772 nucleotides long. RefSeq lists its product as uncharacterized. The record is from RefSeq and is a predicted model, not a curated record. NCBI's taxonomy places the organism in Eukaryota, Metazoa, Arthropoda, Insecta, Hemiptera, Aphididae.